ACUGGCCAUCAUUUGAAUGUGGUGGUUCGACGUUGCAUGUACGGAAGACACGUAACGCCAACAGUGAGAGCUUGCAGAGGGUUUGACAAGAGAGGGAUCAGGAAGAUGUCGUCCCAGCAGGAGAGGGAGGAGCUCGACCGCCGCGCACGGCAGGGCGAGACGGUGGUCCCCGGUGGCACCGGCGGCAAGAGCCUCGAGGCGCAGGAGCACCUCGCGGAAGGGAGACACAAAGGAGGGGAGACGAGGAAGCAGCAGAUAGGGCCGGAAGGGUACCAAGAGAUGGGCCGCAAGGGCGGCCUGAGCACCACCGAAGAGUCCGGCGGACGGAGGGCGGCUCGCGAGGGCAUCCCGAUCGACGAGUCCAAGUUCAAAACCGGGAGCCAGAGUUAAAAACGAAGGAAAAAAAGAUAAGAGAUUAGGGUUUGCGGACUGUCGAGAUCGUGUCUGGUUUUUCGUUUUUUUGCGCUGUUCACCGUAGGUUAACUGUACUCUCUGUUCGCCUUGUUUGUUGCUGUGAUCUGAUCUGAAUGGUUCUUUUUU
Molecule: messenger RNA, 540 nt
Organism: Rhodamnia argentea
Lineage: Eukaryota; Viridiplantae; Streptophyta; Magnoliopsida; Myrtales; Myrtaceae
Product: em protein H5-like
Exons: 3
Coding region: 37-390 (117 amino acids)
Biological process (GO): response to abscisic acid
Cellular component (GO): cytosol
Source: RefSeq, a predicted model, not a curated record